Durotheca rogersii is the source of this 2403-nucleotide messenger RNA. Its product is annotated as alpha/beta-hydrolase. NCBI's taxonomy places the organism in Eukaryota, Fungi, Ascomycota, Sordariomycetes, Xylariales, Xylariaceae. Gene Ontology annotation, biological process: piecemeal microautophagy of the nucleus; neutral lipid catabolic process; macroautophagy. The record is from RefSeq and is a predicted model, not a curated record. Gene Ontology annotation, molecular function: glycerophospholipase activity. The transcript is spliced from 3 exons. The coding region runs from base 262 to 2175 and encodes 637 amino acids.
CCUAGGUACGUGUGGAGGUGGCAUGUGCCGUGACCAACUACUCUUAUCGUCCACUCAACCACCGCCAACCCUGUCAAACACCUCAACGCUCUUGAGACAUCGUCGUCGUCUUCUUCUCCUUCCUCACUCUCAUCCAUUCCACACGUUUUCUCAUAUUCAUUCAUCCUCUCAUCCAUCCCAGCUUUCCUCUGCACAUAACCUAUUAUCUCAUUUUGGUAACCUAGCUCCCGGGCUGCCUACACUCAGUCCAAAGCAGCCAUCAUGGGCUUAAGACGAAAACGACAUUAUUCUUCGGCUUGCGACUCUGCUGGUAGAGUCACCUCGAAGCUGGUCUUAUCCAUUCUUGCCAUGUCUGCUUCCCCAGCCGCUGCGACCUUCCAGAACGCGGGCGCUACAUUUCCCAACGAGCCGAUACUGGCCCCCCUAAUACCCGAACCGCCACAGCCGGCCGAACACGUCUUUACGCUCCGCCACAUAUUCCACCACGGCACCUACCGGCACCCCGGACUCCAUCGGAGGCGUGACAUCCGCGAGUCGGACGCGGAGAUAUGGCUGGCCGAAGAGGAUGGCCACGAGGCAGAACGAAUAUUGCCUUUGAAGGCCAAGAGUCAACCUCGGAAGAUCGAGCGUCUGGUCGACCGGCGGCCCAGUACUGUAGACCCGUUAGUAGCCGAGGCUCGCCAGCGAGGCUAUGUCAUCGCGAGCAGUCCCUCCGCCUGGACCGUCGACGAGGUCCUCGGCCCCGACGUUACCGACAAGGAAACAAUUCUUACUAUGGCAUUGAUAGCGGCCGAUGCCUACGUGGAGAAGCCAGGUAUGCCGGAUUGGGAUGAGGUGGGAGAACCCUUUAACCGAAGCGCCGAUUUCGGCUGGGAAGGUGAUGGGCUCAGGGGCCACAUCUGGGCCGACGAGACGAAUUCCACCAUUGUUGUUGGACUGAAGGGAACCUCUCCGGCUGUGUUUGACGGAGAAGGCACAACGACGAAUGAUAAGAUCAACGACAACCUCUUCUUCAGCUGCUGCUGUGCUCAGCAAGGCCAAUGGUCAUGGCACCAGGUCUGCGAUUGCGCAACAAGCACGUAUAGCUGCAAUAACACAUGUGUGAAAACAGCCUUGCGCGAUGAGAAUCGCUACUAUCAGGCUGCCAGAGAGCUGUAUGCAAAUGUCACGGAACUUUACCCCGAAUCCAACAUUUGGGUUGCCGGGCACUCGCUCGGUGGAGCGGUCAGCUCCCUUCUCGGCCUAACCUACGGGCUCCCCGUCGUGACGUUCGAAGCCGUUCCUGAGGCGCUGGCAGCUGGUAGAUUGGGCCUUCCGGUACCUCCGCAUGCCGACCCCGAGUUCCCCCAGACUCGACAGUAUACCGGGUCAUUCCAUGUGGGCCACACGGCGGAUCCUAUUUAUGUCGGGUCGUGCAAUGGCGCGACUGCCUCGUGUUCCUUCGCCGGCUACGCGUUGGAGACGGCGUGCCAUACUGGUUAUGAGUGCGUCUACGACACCGUAGCCGACCAUGGUUGGAGAGUGGGUAUUGGCACGCACAAGAUACGAAGCGUGAUCAACGAUGUCAUUCGAAAAUACGACGACGCCCCGGAAUGCAGGUUUACGCCGGAAUGCCGGGAUUGCGCGAACUGGAAGAUGUAUGAAAGUAAUCGCACCGACGACACGACUUCCUCAAGCAGUUCUAUCGAGUCUAAAACGCGUACUCGGACGGCCACCUGCCAGACCCCCGGAUGGUGGGAUUGUCUCGAUGAGACUACGACGACGGCACCCCCCGGCACACCAACCACGACUAGUAGCUCAACUACUACGUGCAAAACACCUGGCUGGUUCGGCUGCAACGACGAGACUACAACGACCGACACCACCGCCACUUCGACCUCCACGACUACCGCGACCCCGACUACCACGUGCGAGACGCCAGGCUGGUUUGGCUGCAAAGACAAGUCCACCACCUCCACCCCAGAUGCCACCACAUCGUUGCGGCCAUCGCAGCCUCACGUCAUCACCUCGCCUCCGCCUGUGCCAACCGACACGGCCCGCCCGGAACCCGAGCCGUCGGAUCUACCCAAGUCGCACUGCGUCCACCGCAAUUGGGUGGGUAUGUGCAAGGAGUGGGGGACGAGCGAGGAGACUGCUUCGACUACCGCGGCCGCGUGGGCAAACGAUGAGAUGUAAGCCGGUGCUGAGAAGAGAGCCGGCCUACCACUCUCGGUUGGGUAAACUAGAUUUUUUUUUUCCCUUGGGACUAGAUUGGGACAUAAGACUCGCGGAGCUCAGAACUUACCGCGUUGGCGUUUGCUGUGAAGUUCUGCAUCGCGUAUGAAUGAAUGAAUGAGUUCGGAGAUGGAGCAGGUAUGAAGAACAACACAUCGCACGUAUUCGUUAUUGCAUACAUAUAGGUAU